Messenger RNA from Penicillium lagena, 645 nucleotides. Its product is annotated as class II aldolase/adducin family protein. Gene Ontology annotation, biological process: pentose catabolic process. The transcript is spliced from 2 exons. Gene Ontology annotation, cellular component: cytosol. The record is from RefSeq and is a predicted model, not a curated record. Lineage: Eukaryota; Fungi; Ascomycota; Eurotiomycetes; Eurotiales; Aspergillaceae. Gene Ontology annotation, molecular function: aldehyde-lyase activity. The coding region runs from base 1 to 645 and encodes 214 amino acids.
AUGUCGAGAUAUCUCGCCCCUGCGCUUGUGGCGUCAGUGGACGAUCUAGUCAUCUACCGGAUUGAAGAUGGCCAGCCGGCUGCUACAGAUGCUCCAAGAGGAUUCUCCGAGCGGUUCAUCCACUCUGAAGUUUACAAGGCCUACCAAGGUGUCCAGGCGGUCGUGCACUCGCAUUCGCUUGAAGUGGUUCCAUUUUCUAUCUCGGCCACGCCACUUCGGGCCUGUUUCCACAUGGCCGGAUUUUUGGGUACUGCCGUCCCUGUCUGGGAUACCGCAUCGGUAUACAAGGAUCAUCCAGACGACAACCAGGAUAUGCUGGUGAAAAAUGUGAAGUUAGCAUCCGCACUUGCCCGAUCACUAGGUGACGGUGCUCCAGGUAUGCCCAAGCAUCCCGUGGCAUUGAUGCGUGGACAUGGCUUCGUGGCAACAUCAAAUAGCCUCGAAAUGGUAAUCUUCAAUAGCGUCUACACGGCUCAGAAUGCCAGAGUACAACGACAGGCACUUAGUCUGGGCACUGAGGUACAGGUCUUUACCGAGCGGGAAGCGCACGACACCGGCACAACAACGGGUCAAGGGGCUGUGAAGCCGUGGCCGCUUUGGGUGGCAGAGGUAUCUAAGUCAUCGCUGUACCAGAACCUAAUUUAG